Molecule: messenger RNA, 1080 nt
Organism: Exophiala dermatitidis NIH/UT8656
Lineage: Eukaryota; Fungi; Ascomycota; Eurotiomycetes; Chaetothyriales; Herpotrichiellaceae
Exons: 1
Coding region: 1-1080 (359 amino acids)
Biological process (GO): Golgi organization; protein secretion
Cellular component (GO): Golgi apparatus
Source: RefSeq, a predicted model, not a curated record
AUGUGCAUCGCGCUCAUAUCUACCGCGCACCCGGCAUACUCACUGAUCCUGAUCGACAACCGGGACGAAUACCUGAACCGGCCAACCGACCCAGCCAGAUGGUGGCCGGAACCACAUUCUCACGUCCUCGGCGGACGAGACAUGCAGCGCGAAGUGCACGGGACCUGGCUCGGAGUGACCAAGGACGGCAAGAUCGCAGUAUUGACCAACUACCGCGAAGACACCAUCCCGCCGCCAUGCGCUAUUAGCCGAGGAGCGAUCAUCAAGAAAUUCUUGGUUGAAGACGUUGGCCCAGUCGAGGAAUUUGUGGAAAACGUCGUCGACACGGGGAUCGCCAAGGACGCCGGAGGAUUUAGUUUGGUAUGCGGCUACAUCGGCGACAAGCUGGCCGUCAUCUCAAACCGGGCCGAAUCCCAAAGUCAAGUUCCCUGGAUCGCCGGCGACGUCGUGCAGACUGUGGGAUUGAGCAAUUCCGCCUUUUCCGACCGGUCCUGGAAGAAGGUCCGUCUGGGCGAAGAACUCAUGCUACAUACGAUCCGGCAUUGUGUGGAGAACAACGAGACGGAAGACCAGCUCAUCCACCGGUUCCUGGAUCUUUUGAGUCACGAAACUCUCCCCCGCGAAGGGAAAUCAGAGGAGGAUGGGCUCGAGGCGUAUAUCCAGGAUCUCCGCGAGACGAUAUACGUGCCUCCGCUUGGGCGGAAGGACAUGAACAGUCCUGUUCUUACGGACGAUGAGCUGCGUGCUGCGAGAUUGCGUGAGAAACUCGAGGUCAUUGAGGAAAAGGAUAUUGUUGGCGACGAUCACAGUCGUCACCAUAACAAUACCCACACUCACAAUCAAUCUAAUUCCCAUUCUCAACCUCAAUCUCAACCUCAGAUUCCCGGCGUCACUUCUGGAAUUUACGGUACGCAGAAGCAAACCGUCGUGCUGGCCGACAAGGCCGGGAACGUCCGAUUCUUCGAGAGGACACUAUUCGACGAGAACUCGGACCCUAUUCCUGCCGGCCAGGGCGACGUCGACGUGACGUUCAAGCUUGAAAGACCACCGAAGUCGAAAUCGAAUGGAAAUGUUGACUGA